Messenger RNA from Coffea eugenioides, 786 nucleotides. Its product is annotated as F-box/FBD/LRR-repeat protein At1g13570-like. Gene Ontology annotation, molecular function: protein binding. Lineage: Eukaryota; Viridiplantae; Streptophyta; Magnoliopsida; Gentianales; Rubiaceae. The coding region runs from base 1 to 786 and encodes 261 amino acids. The record is from RefSeq and is a predicted model, not a curated record. The transcript has a single exon.
AUGAAUACAAGGCUUAGCAAAAGAGCCAAGGAAGGAAAUUUGGAAGACAGAAUCUCAAGCCUCCCAAAAAAUGUUCUAGAUAAUAUCCUAGAUUUCUUGCCCGUCCAAGAUGCAGCGAGAGCAAGUAUUUUAUCAAGAAAGUGGAGAUAUGUUUUGGCUGAAUAUCCGCAGCUUGUGCUUGAUGAACAUUUUUCCAGUGCGAUCAGGCAAAACAGACUGCCUGUGGAAUUCACCGACGACUACCCACACACAGUGAAUAUAAUCCUCUUACAACACUUUGGACCUAUCCGGAAAAUUGUUCUUGACCUGCCAGAACUGCAGUCAGCGAGAACCACCCAUGUUGAUCAGUGGAUUCUAUUCCUAUCAAGGAAGGGCGUCAGAGAACUCACUCUCAAUGACUCGAGUCGCGGUCAUUGCCGAAUACCUUCUUGCAUUUUCUCUUUUCAUGAACUCGAGUAUCUACGCAUGACCAAAUGUGUUCUCAGAACACCAACUGCCAUUGGAAGCUUCAGUAAGCUCACUCACCUCUUUCUCAGCAAAAUCACCUUUGAACCAUCAUUCCUCAGGAUGCCUCAACUCCUCAUAUUCAGCAUGAAGAAUUGCACCGGGAUCCGUUUGUUACAUGUAUUUGCUCCAUUGCUUCAACACUUGGCUCUUUUUGACAAUGAUGAUCUCCGAUUGGACUAUUAUAUCAUCUGCAAAGAUUUAGCAUAUACAUAUGUUGCACUGUCAAAUGCAAUUCAACAGUGUAGAUUUUGUGCAUUCUUUGGAGAUUUGGGUGAUUAA